AUGGUGGGCCACCAUCUUCCCAGGAGCAGUUUAGGCUCCACUUCAAUGAGCUUGGUGGUUACUGAUGGCCAUCGUGGGGCAGAGAAGCUGGUGGUGUCAAUGCAAUGCGAGGACCCUUUCAUAACUAAGGAUGAAGAACCAGGCACUUACAGGCCUUAUGAUCUUGGAGAAGAAAUGGGAGUCUGGGUGAACAACUCCGAUGGCACAACUCCUGCUGUUGGAAAGGCCUGGCCCCCCGGAGACUCGGUGUUUCCUGACUACACCAACCCCAGGACAGUUGAAUGGUGGACCCAGAUGUGUCUGGAAUUUAAGGAUGUUCUUGACUAUGACGGGAUCUGGAUUGACAUGAAUGAACCGUCCAGUUUCUUAAGAGGCCAGUAUCCUGGAUGUGCUGUUAAUGAUAUCAAUAACCCUCCCUAUGUUCCUAGCAUUUCUGAUCGUUCCCUGGCGCAAAAGACGUUGUGUCCUGACUCCAAGACUUACCUGGGAGCGCACUAUAACACGCACUCUCUCUUCGGCUGGUCACAGACAGCAGCAACCUUCCA
Phaethon lepturus (White-tailed tropicbird) is the source of this 545-nucleotide messenger RNA. Its product is annotated as lysosomal alpha-glucosidase-like. The annotation marks the transcript as partial. Gene Ontology annotation, biological process: carbohydrate metabolic process. NCBI's taxonomy places the organism in Eukaryota, Metazoa, Chordata, Aves, Phaethontiformes, Phaethontidae. The record is from RefSeq and is a predicted model, not a curated record. The transcript is spliced from 5 exons. Gene Ontology annotation, molecular function: alpha-1,4-glucosidase activity.